This is a messenger RNA of Frankliniella occidentalis (western flower thrips), 1931 nucleotides long. RefSeq names its product ATPase H(+)-transporting accessory protein 2 (gene ATP6AP2). The coding region runs from base 91 to 1131 and encodes 346 amino acids. Gene Ontology annotation, cellular component: external side of plasma membrane; membrane. Lineage: Eukaryota; Metazoa; Arthropoda; Insecta; Thysanoptera; Thripidae. Gene Ontology annotation, molecular function: signaling receptor activity. The transcript has 9 exons. The record is from RefSeq and is a predicted model, not a curated record. Gene Ontology annotation, biological process: positive regulation of Wnt signaling pathway.
CCUUCACUGAGACUGACCCCACAGACUGACUGUGCAGACGACAAGAUUGUAAGAAUCGUCGAAGCCGUGAUCAGGUGCACGGGCAGUCAUAUGACAGUCCCAGUUCCUGAUAUCGGGGGAAAAAAUAUGUUGAUCUCAACUUUCAUUGCCGCCCUCUGCAUUGCUGCUGUGGCAGCAGAGGGUGAGCUUCAAGUUCUUCAUUCGACUGAUUCCCUUCACUUUCACGGUCAUGAACGGUUGUCUCAAGACACAUUGAAAGAAGUACUUUCAGCUUCCUUAGGAUUUACCAUUGAAAAGAGCAGUGACUGGAAAGGUCUCCGCAUUUUGGAUCCAUUCCAGUACAGUGAGGCAGUAGCUGUGCUGGUUGUGGAUGGAGUGAAAAACUUAGACUCUAAACUUCCUCAUAUCCACCGGUAUCCCUUAACAACAACAGAGCACGAGGAGGAUACCUGGCAGUCUUUGCGAUCACGUAUUGAUGCAAGAUUCCCCCACAAAGUUCACAAUAACUCUGUGUACCGUGUGGAUCUCCAAGAUAUUGUGACAGGUGGACAAUCCCCUCUUCUUGAUGGUGUGCGUAUUGCUCAAGAUGCUCAGGAAUACAAAUACCUUGAUGUGGAUGUUGAGGAAGAUGCUCAAUUGUUAAAAGAAGUUCAAGUUCUUCGAGCUCUUGCUCACAAGAUUGAGACACUGGGCAUUGCUCACGAUGGGCUUCCAGACCUGUACUGGAUUGUGCUGAGGGGGCUUCAUGCUGUUUCUGACCGCCAUGGAGCUACUUCUCUAGCCACUAUUGAAGCCAAACAGCUUGUUUCAGAAGCUGGGAAUGCCCUCAGUCAAGCUUUCAGCAACGUAUAUGAUGGCCGGGUCGUAUUUGCCACAGUAGCUACUGAUUCCAGUCACACUCGCCGAGCUCGUAGCCUCCUCCAAGAUAGCUCCGCAGACACACCUGUGACCAUCGAUGAUCCAACUGCCUACAGUGAUGACUACCCAGUUAUUUUCAACAUCAUCCUCUGGUUUUCUGUUGUAUUGAUCUUUGCUCUUAUUGCUAUAUCAGUUGCUAUUGCUGACAUGGAUCCAGGAAGAGACUCAAUUAUCUACCGUAUGACAAGCACAAGGAUGAAGAAGGAUAACUAGUAUUUUAAACAAAUCGUUUCUCAUAUCAUAGGCGUUGCUUCAAAAAAAAUGCCUGGGUGAUAUCUGGUCUGUAAUAACUUAAUUUUGAAAGCAAUAUUUAAGUUUGUUUUGGUAUAAAGAAGUAAUCUAAUGUAAUAGAUAUAUAACUGGCAAUGAGAUAUUUUAUGGCUUGGAAGUCUUACUGCUUAAUUCACAUUUACAUGCUUUAAUUCCAUUUCUUUUAAUGACAUUUUUAAGUGCAUUUGUAAGCAUUCCGAAUCAAUAAUUGCCUUGUUGAUGUACAUUGUAGUGUAUGUGUGUAUGUCUGUGUGUGUGUGUGGAAGAUAAAAUAUUGUACAUAAAUUUAGUCACAUGUUGUUCAACUUAUUUUUAUGCUAGGUCUUAUGUUGUUUCAACUCAGUAGCCCUCCUGUUGUGAUUUUAUAUGAUUUGUUAUUCUAAAAUUUUUGAAAUCUUAUUCAUUAGUACUGUUACGUUCACAAUGUAAGCAGGCAGGCAGUUGGUUCAGUUUUACAAUUUCAUGUUUGUAGAGUGCUUUCUCAGGCAUUGGCUCAUAUUUCUGUAUGGCCAUAUGAUCUUGUAAAUUUACUGUUGUUGAAUUUUAAAUGUAACUUAUAAACACAAGUAUCAAUGACCGCACGUUUUUUUUUAGCAUGUUAAAGACCACACAUUCAUUAAAUAUUUUAAUGAAAACACCCUUGGUCCCGUAAGAAGAUUGUAAAAUUUGUAUAUUCAAAUGUCAUGUUGUUCAAAAUUGUAGCAAUGUAUGUAAAUGAUAAUUAAACAAAUCCAACCAACAAA